This is a messenger RNA of Mugil cephalus (flathead mullet), 2174 nucleotides long. It is a transcript of the gene ltb4r2a, whose product is annotated as leukotriene B4 receptor 2a. Gene Ontology annotation, cellular component: membrane. Gene Ontology annotation, molecular function: leukotriene receptor activity. NCBI's taxonomy places the organism in Eukaryota, Metazoa, Chordata, Actinopteri, Mugiliformes, Mugilidae. The transcript has 5 exons. Gene Ontology annotation, biological process: immune response; G protein-coupled receptor signaling pathway. The record is from RefSeq and is a predicted model, not a curated record. Bases 223 to 1317 code for a protein of 364 amino acids.
GCAAGCAUGACAAAUCAAUGAACAGAGAGAGAGAGAGAGAGAAAGAGAGAGAAAGAGAAAGAGCGAAAGAGAGUGAGUGGGUGUGAAGGGAAACGUGGGCAGAAGAAAUGCUAAAAAGAAAAGGAAGAAAACACACCAUGGACAGUUUCAGACUCCUUUUCCAGCUGAUGGUGUCCUGUUUUUCCUGUGUUGGGAUUUGCAGUCAAUGACCUGGUGACCAGAAUGAGCAAUAAUACGUCCACAAAUAACACAUUCAACUCAGGACAUGGGUCUAUUGUGGCCAACAAUACUGCCACCACGAUGGGUGCCCUCAUCCUCAGCUUCGUCUUUCUCUUGGGUUUCCCUGGGAACCUUUUCAUCAUCUGGAGCGUGAUGGCACGAGCCCGAAAACGUUCCGUAACCACCCUCCUCAUCCUCAACCUAGCCAUUGCAGACGGCUCUCUGAUGGCUCUCACCCCGUUCUUCAUUGUCUACUUGGUCAGGAAGACCUGGAUUUUUGAGAAUAUAAUGUGUAAGAUCCUUUUCUACCUGUGUCUGGCCAACAUGUACGCCUCCAUUCAGCUCAUCAUGCUGAUGAGCAUCUACAGGCUGGUGGCAGUGGUGUGGCCUCAGCGCAUCGGUAUUAUCACCAGCCGCAAGAAAAUAUUGCGUGUGCUGGCUGUGGUGUGGGUUCUGGUUAUGAUCGCCUCCGUUCCUGCACUUAUCUUCAGAAAAGUGAAGAAAAAGGAUGAAGCCAUGGUUUGCGAUUCAUUCCACGAUGAGGACAGCCACGUUGUCCUGCAGUACAUGCUGGAGCUUGUGUUGGGCUUUUUAAUUCCCUACGGGGUCAUUGUGGUUAGCUACAUUUGCAUCUUGCGGAAGAUCCGGCAGACCAAAUUCCGCCGUAGGAUUCGUAGCGAGAAGCUGAUCCUGGCCAUCGUGGUGACCUUCUGCCUCUUCUGGCUGCCCUACCACAUCGUCAACAUGGUGCAAGUUGCAUGGGCUUUGACUCAAGAUGACAAAGCAAAAGCAAGGCUCGGUUUAAUAUGGCAGAAGAGUCGCGCCGUCACCGCCUCCAUAGCCUUCAUGAGUAGCUGUGCCAACCCGGUGCUCUACGUCUUCGCAGGAAAGUCCUACAUCCGACGAGAAGGGCUGGCCUUCAUGGCUCGUCUGUUUGAGGCCACAGGGAUCGACUCUGCAACAAGGAAGAGCCGGCAGAACAGCCAGAACAGCCGGGACAAAGACAAAGAGGCAGACAGCGUCAUGCUAAAAGAUAAAGAUCCUGAUUCUGCCACCAACUUGAGCCAUAAUGUCAAAGCAGUGAAGAAUGGUAAAUAGAGGACGAAUGAAGCUACGGGCCCAGUGGUGCUCUUCUACUUCCUGAACCAGCAGGGCUUUAAAUCUCUCCUCCAUCCAGUCACAAGUGACUUUGAUAUGUUUCGGUUCAAAAAUAUGUUCAGCUGAGGUGAUACUGCUACAAACUCUAAAAGGGAUGUGACUUGGCAUAGUGCUGCUGGAACAGCUUGCCGCCAAGGGACACUGGUAUAUUUUUGCUAAUGCUUAAGCCUCUCAACAGAUCAUCUGAACUAUAAAGAUAUGAACCUCGCCCAGCUCUGAAUGGAACACAGUUUGUCUUUAGAGAGUAUUAUCCAGGAUGUUGAGGUGGUGCUCUGUACAGGUUUAAUGGAUUUGCUUGUUGUUGUUUUUUUUUUUAAGAUUUGUCUUUUGUUACUUGUUUUGUUUUACUUGUAAAAGAAAAUGUUUGAGAAAGCUGAUACAUAAUGCUGUUGCUGUUAUAUAGUCGAGCUGCCAUGACUUGAGUAAGGCUGACAAACUAUUGAUAACAAUAUAUACUAUUAACAAAUGUGAGUCAGCAUACUCCCUCACUGUUGCUGUGAUGUUACGAUACGAUACGAUACGAUACGAUACGAUACGAUACGAUACGAUACGAUACGAUAUGAUACGAUACGAUACGAUACGACACGAUACAACACGACAGGACAUGACACGACAGGACACGACACGACACAAUACAACAUGGUACAACCUAUUUUUUUGUGAUGUCAUUUUAACACAACCCUGACAUAUACACAUAUUUUCUCAUAUUUUUGAGAGAACCUAUUUUGGAAUUUGCUUAAGCUGUAUAUUUGGCCACCAAGUUAAGGUUAAAUUAAAGGCAAGGUAUGUAAAACCUG